AUGAACGACGUCAGGUGGGAAGAGCACAUCUUGACGAGCUUGCACAUGCUAACGUUCAUGAAGCAGCACUACAAGGACUCGCUCCAAACCUACACCGCAGCCAAGCUGGAUACACGUUUCUUCUGCGGCUGUGCCAAGGAUUCGGAAAACGAUACAACUUCAGCCAGCGCGUACCCACUCACACGAAGCUCGCCGAACUCGAAAUGA
Messenger RNA from Aphanomyces astaci, 207 nucleotides. RefSeq lists its product as hypothetical. The record is from RefSeq and is a predicted model, not a curated record. NCBI's taxonomy places the organism in Eukaryota, Oomycota, Saprolegniomycetes, Saprolegniales, Verrucalvaceae. Bases 1 to 207 code for a protein of 68 amino acids. The transcript has a single exon.